AUGACAUGGACAGAUCAUCUAUCAAAAGCUGUAAAGCUUUCUAUUAGGCGUAUCCAUCAGCUGGCAAAGGGUAUCAACCCUCUUACAAUCUCUGCGCAUUCAGUUGUGGCUGCGCAACCAAAGUAUGACACCUCAACUUCAGAUGGCCCUCAAGACUAUGCAACUCCCUUUCCUGACAGUGAGCAGUACCUCUUUGGUGUAAAAGCUCAUCAAAAUGGUAUUGAUACUUGUCCUGAUUAUACAGGUCACCAUUUAUCUUUGAUGGAGCCCUCUUGGAUUCAAAGUUUUGGGGAUGUCUUACCUGAGCUCGAAGAUCAUAUCCCGGAUGACACAGACUCAAUGCCUUGGAGUAAUGGACUUUUAAUUGCACUUGUUGCUCAGUCAGAUGACUCAAGUCUUGAUCCAUCGCCCAAGAACCUCAAGUUUGGUCAAUGGUGGUUGUUGAACACCAUACAAGUAAAAGAUGGACUACUGACUGGAUACACAACACAACCGAAUAAUUCCAAAGCCAAGCCUGAACAUGAAAAAUCAAACGUUCAUGAAGAAGAUGCUGGAAAUAAAACCUCCAAAUCAGAGGAAGAUGCCUUAGAGACUUGGUGUAAUUGA
This is a messenger RNA of Melampsora larici-populina 98AG31, 606 nucleotides long. RefSeq lists its product as uncharacterized. NCBI's taxonomy places the organism in Eukaryota, Fungi, Basidiomycota, Pucciniomycetes, Pucciniales, Melampsoraceae. The transcript is spliced from 5 exons. The record is from RefSeq and is a predicted model, not a curated record. The coding region runs from base 1 to 606 and encodes 201 amino acids.